Messenger RNA from Cercocebus atys (sooty mangabey), 273 nucleotides. Its product is annotated as chromosome unknown open reading frame, human C7orf77. The record is from RefSeq and is a predicted model, not a curated record. The transcript has 4 exons. NCBI's taxonomy places the organism in Eukaryota, Metazoa, Chordata, Mammalia, Primates, Cercopithecidae.
AUGGGAGCAGAGAGGGUUUGUAUCAAGGCUCCUGAAUUCACGCAGGAUGAAGCAGAAGUCUACUCCUUGACAAACAUGGAGGACAGCAUUGGAAUCAAAGGAUGUGAGUUCAAGUCUUGGCUCUUCAGAGUCUAUUAGGCUUGCUCUCAAAUUCUUUUGUGCGGUGAAGUCAAGAAUCUGUACCUGCUCACCAGCAACAAAACCACAGUGAAGGAGCAGAAUGCCUGUCUGACUCACCCUGACAGAUCUGCUAUGGCAGGUCUGCUGUUGUAG